This is a messenger RNA of Brachypodium distachyon (stiff brome), 3185 nucleotides long. RefSeq names its product wall-associated receptor kinase 4. The transcript has 4 exons. Bases 67 to 2946 code for a protein of 959 amino acids. Gene Ontology annotation, biological process: protein phosphorylation; cell surface receptor signaling pathway. Gene Ontology annotation, cellular component: plasma membrane. The record is from RefSeq and is a predicted model, not a curated record. Gene Ontology annotation, molecular function: calcium ion binding; protein serine/threonine kinase activity; ATP binding. Lineage: Eukaryota; Viridiplantae; Streptophyta; Magnoliopsida; Poales; Poaceae.
ACACUGAAUUCCCGCCACAGACACUGGAAAAGAGAGCCACGAGCAAGAAGAAAACAGCUAGCCACGAUGAGAUCCAAGUCCUUUCUGCCGCUGCUGCUCCUGUGCUUGGCAAUGGCAGCUGCGGCAUCGCGAUCGUCGGCUGCGGCAGCCUCCGGAGUUGCCGCCGUUGGCGGGGGUGGGCUCAUGCAUAUCCCUACCGCUGCCGACCUGGCCCACUGCCCCUCCCGAUGCGGGGACGUCGACAUCAUGUAUCCUUUCGGGGUAGGGCCGGGCUGCUUCCGGCAAGGCUUCGAGCUCACCUGCCACAACAACAAGCUCUUUCUAGGCAACAGUAAUGCUCAGAUCCAGUAUCUAUACUACAAGUUUGUUGAGGCCUCCGUUGAUCUCAGCAUCGACAUGAGACCAGGUAUGGACACCUAUAACCUGUCUUGGCCGGAGGACCCUAUCGAGGGAGUUACAAUCUCCGGACGGAGCUUCCUGUACGUUGUUGGCUGUGGCGUGGACGCCUACUUGUUCGAUCAUGACACCAACGAUAUCAUCGGUUUUUGUAUGAGUAUUUGCUUGGACGACAGAGAGGCCAUGGAGAAGGAUGACGCCGACGCGCUGGGCGAUCCUGUGGACUCGAGCAUGGGGUGCAACGGGAAGGGCUGUUGCAGUAUUGGUUUGAAACGGGACCGGCGAGCCCUUGCGCUCAGAAUUGGCCGCCUCCGUGAUGGCAGUGGCAAUACCAUGGCACAAUCAGAUGAUCGAGUCCUCUCCAAAGUGAAGGUUUUCUUAUCACAAGAGUACAAGUUUCAGAUGAGUGAUCUUUACUCCAAUCGGAUAAACGGUACAAAAAAGGGUCAGCACUUCGAGGUUGCUAUGACGGACCAACGGAGCUGUGCAAGUGCCCAAAUGAAUAGAUCAAGCUAUGCCUGCAACAACAAAAGCACAUGCGUCGAUAGACAAUCUGGAGGAGGCUACAGUUGUUGGUGCAGAAACCAAGGCAAUCCUUACACCGUGGAUGGAUGCACAGUUGGUUACCAGCCCAAUCCAAAAAGAAAAAAUUGCAAGAGAUCAUGUGGGCAUACGAGAAUUCUCUUUCCUUUCGGUAUUGAAGAAGGUUGCUACGCUCUUGAAAAGUUCCGACUUAACUGUACAGAAAAAAAUAUCACAGUUCUGGAUCGGGGGGUACAAUAUCUUGUAGACAAUGUCUCAAUGAAUGAAGGGUAUCUCAGUGUCAGAAAGACAAAGUUCUUGGACAUCUCGAACUCCAAUGACGAACUAGAGGUAGCUACGACCCUGGCUGAAAAUGGGACGAUGACGGAAGAAUAUGACUACCCUCUUCAAGACCUCUUCGAUCUAAUCAAAGAAGACGAUAUGAAGAUGUGGUGGGCUGUUGAGAACUUCACAUGUCCAAUGGUCAUGAGCAAGGAGUACAUUGACAUUUAUGCCUGCCGCGCCAACAGCUACUGUCUUAAUGUCACGCGCGUGAAUAGCGUGAUGCAGCUUGGCUAUCGUUGCAAGUGCUCUGAAGGCUAUGAAGGAAAUCCAUAUACGCCACAUGGAUGCACAGAUGUUGAUGAGUGCACAAUGCCAAAUAUUUGCAAAGGCACAUGCCAAAAUUACCCUGGAGGCUAUAGCUGCCAUGGUUGCGCUCACGGAAAAGAGUUUGAUCCAACAAAAGGGAAAUGUGUGAUGUCAACUAAGAGACGCAACCGACAUUUUAUUGUAGCUAUUGCAAUCGGAAUUGGUUGUGGCCUUGUUGCAACAAUACUUGCACUAGGUACAAAUGCACUCGUCAACAGGUGGAAGACAGGCAUACAAAAGAGAGUUCGAAGGGCACACUUUAAGAAGAAUCAAGGACUACUUUUGGAACAACUAAUCUUGGACAAAGGCGCCACAGAUAAAACAAAGAUUUUCUCUUUGGACGAAUUAGACAAGGCAACCGACAACUUCGAUGCCACUCGUGUUCUUGGUCGUGGAGGGCAUGGCACGGUCUACAAGGGGAUUCUAUCUGAUCAACAUGUAGUGGCCAUCAAGAAGUCCAAAAUGGUGGAGCAAGUUGAGAUAGACCAAUUCAUCAACGAGGUUGCCAUUCUCUCGCAAAUCAUCCAUCGCAAUGUGGUGAAGCUUUUUGGUUGUUGUCUCGAGGCUGAGGUCCCCUUGCUAGUUUAUGAGUUCAUCUCAAAUGGCACAUUGUACGAUCUUCUUCACAACGAUCUCGGUGUCAAAUGCUUGCUUUCAUGCGAUGAUCGCAUCCGGAUUGCAGUAGAAGCUGCAGGUGCUCUUGCUUAUCUCCACUCAGCUGCUGCGAUACCAAUUUUCCAUAGAGAUGUCAAGUCCUCCAAUGUGCUCCUAGAUGGAAAUUUCACUACGAAGGUUUCUGACUUUGGAGCUUCGAGAUCUCUGUCACUUGAUGAGACUCAUGUGGUGACAAUUGUUCAAGGCACAUUUGGUUACUUAGAUCCUGAGUAUUACCACACUGGCCAACUAACGGAGAAAAGUGAUGUUUAUAGUUUUGGGGUAAUACUUGUGGAACUCUUGACAAGAAAGAAGCCAAUUUUUAUUAAUAAUGUAGGUACAAAACAAAGUUUGUCUCAUUACUUUGUGGAGAGACUUGUGCAGGGAGGUCUGAUGGAAAUAAUGGAUUUGCAAGUUGUGGAAGAGGCAAACCAGGAAGAAAUUGAUGAUAUUGCCUCAGUGGCGGAAGCAUGCUUGAGAACCAAAGGAGGAGAAAGGCCUACCAUGAAAGAAGUAGAAAUGAGGUUGCAAAUCCUUAGAACUACCAGGCUAAGAAGGAACCAACUUGCUUCAAGGAAGGGUGGAGAGAUUGAACCUUUUUUGUGCCCAGAUACCAAUAGCUCUGAUGCACAUACCAACUAUACAGGUACCAUUGAUGUACCAUCUUCAUGCAUGUCUGGAAUGUACAGUUUGGAGCAAGAAUUCGCCAGUUUGCCCCGCUGACCAUCGUCAGACCAUGUAUGCAACAAGAGGAUCAAUUACUUCCUAUGAUUCAUACAAGUUAGUUUUUGUGUUAUGUUGUGCAUUUAAAUGAGUGUGUAUGUCAUCUGUAGCGGCACUUCUUAUAUAUUCCUACAGUACAUUUGUAAACUUAUUGACGGUACAUAUAUAGACUAUACAUUUUAGCUGUUUACUUGUAAGGUAUUUAGUAGUGUUUUCCACUAAUUAAUUUCGUUAUUCAA